CCCUCUAGUGCAGUAUAAAAGCCACAUAUUCUACCAAUUGGCAUUAUGUAGCUUCUGUUGUUUGCUGCACCUCGGAGUGAAAUCGAAAAAAAUGUACAAGGUCCUGCUUAUCGCCGCUCUGGUACCGGCCCUAGUGCUGGCACAAACUCCAGUUCGACAGUGCCCCAACGGUGCUGGUCUUCCGGCUACGGUUGACAUCAACGGAUGCACUGGAUCGCCUUGUCCGAUUCAAAAUAAUGCUCCGAUUGUCGCCCACGGCUGGGACAUUGUGAGCCCUGUGGACACCGCAACCUUGACCGCCUACAUCAGCGUUCGUCUGCUUGGCCUGGAAGUUCCAUUCCCGAUCCCGGAGGAGCUGGUUGAUGCCUGCGAGGCUGGAACACCACCCGGUACUUGUCCAGUGUCUGCCGGCGAUGUCUUCGAUUACACCUUGGACCAUCCCGGUAUGGAGCUACCAGUGGCAGGAGUUACAGUCCAAGUAGAGGUCGGACUCACUGCUGCCGACGGUUCCGCUGUCACCUGUGUGGCUUUCGAUGCGCAAAUCUUAGCCUAAUUGCGACUGAUUAACGAUAUGAUAACGAAAUAACAAUA
This is a messenger RNA of Wyeomyia smithii (pitcher-plant mosquito), 591 nucleotides long. Its product is annotated as NPC intracellular cholesterol transporter 2 homolog a-like. The coding region runs from base 92 to 553 and encodes 153 amino acids. The record is from RefSeq and is a predicted model, not a curated record. The transcript is spliced from 2 exons. NCBI's taxonomy places the organism in Eukaryota, Metazoa, Arthropoda, Insecta, Diptera, Culicidae.